Messenger RNA from Aspergillus neoniger CBS 115656, 826 nucleotides. RefSeq lists its product as uncharacterized. NCBI's taxonomy places the organism in Eukaryota, Fungi, Ascomycota, Eurotiomycetes, Eurotiales, Aspergillaceae. The record is from RefSeq and is a predicted model, not a curated record. Bases 168 to 698 code for a protein of 176 amino acids. The transcript has a single exon.
CAUCAUGCCAUCGCUCGAUGUCCCAUCGUUGAAACAUAGCCACACCCGCGUUAUUAUUCAAUAUCCAUAAUACCUAAAGAACAUACUAUUCCAGCGCUAGACAAAGAGUUCUUUCCACAAAUACCGAGACCUACCUGCGCAGCAUCAUCCCCAUCACUCAUUCUGAUAUGGCCCAAGCAGCGGGGCCCCAAGGCCAUUUCAAUGUCCCCUGGUCCGACUUAACAACACCAUCAAACCGAAACACAUCACUACUCAAGCGGUCGUUCGAGACCAACACCACAAUCACAAAGCGCGCACUGGCCAACUCGCCGCGGAGAAGCACACGCGAUGAGCUGGGCGCCGUACUACUAAUGAUAUUCAUCAUGUUCUGCUACGCUAGCGCUUGGUAUGGAAUGAAGGUGCCUUUGCAUCGGGUACUUCGCACACCAGACGGAAUAUCCCACUCGACGAGGGAAGACUGGUUUAGAGAUGCUCUCCUCGUCUCAACAGUCGCACUCGUAUGCAGCUUUGCUUCUUGGCUACUGGGACUUUAUCUUGUACAUCACGCGAUGCAGUCCUGGUGGUAUGGUCAAAUAUUAUUGGUACUGAGGAUUCUCGAGACAGCGAUUGAUGUGUUGUUGGCGGUCGUCUGGAUUUUUGGGUUGUACGCGGUGUGGCGCUUGAGGUACAGGUUAAGAAAUUGGCGCCGUCACCGUUGAAAACUUAGGUUGGAUGGAGUUGUUGACGAUGAUGCUGUGAUGACAUUUAUGAGUAGCAGUCUGGCAGUAUGUGUCGAUAGGGGGGCUUUGAUGCUCGGUAUUGGUUGAGAUAGCGGGAUAUUGUUAGC